Molecule: messenger RNA, 828 nt
Organism: Lolium perenne
Lineage: Eukaryota; Viridiplantae; Streptophyta; Magnoliopsida; Poales; Poaceae
Source: RefSeq, a predicted model, not a curated record
CGAAAUGCUAAUCUUAUAAAGAACUAAAAUGGUCCUUGCUGCAUAAAAAACUGUGUGGAGUUGAUUUGCAAGUUGUCUAGCUUCUGCUAUUUAAGUUGAGUUUCUAUUUGUGCUCCAACCUGUCAAGUAACAAGCUAGUGUUUAUAGUUACCAUACACCUUUGUCAUAUCUGAAUAACAUCAACAUGAUUCUGCAUAGAACCUAUAGAAUUAGAUAGAUAUUUAUUACUAUUAAGAUAUAUGCUUUUAACAUAUAUGGUUAAAAGUGAUACCAGAUUCCUUAUGAUUAUAUCCCUGUGGACUUGCAGAAGAUACAUAAGCUUACUGAAUCAGUUAUUGCGACUCGUUCCAACAUUGUUACCACUAUGGAGAAGCAGAUGGUACGUAGGUUUUUGGAAUCCAUAUUCCAGGUCUAUGCUUGUGCUGAUGGCACUUGUUCUGUUAUUGUGCAUACACUAACAUCUACUGAUGUCAACAAAAAGCAGAUGAGGCUACCAAUGCGUGCGGUUCCAGAUGACUUGGAGAUAACUGGAGAUAUCACUGUUCGAUUAUAUCCAGCUGUGAGUGUUACUGGAUCAUACAAGGUGCUCCUUAAUGAUGAUGGACGUGUAAAGAUUGAUUGUUGGAAGGACUUCAUCAAGGAGGCCGGCUGGGAAGUCAAUAGGAAGAUAGUGAUGCUGUUUUGCCGCGGCAAUGGUUUCACCUGGCUGUUUGCUAACCCUCUCCAUGGUUAGGAUGUGGAAAUCUAGCUUCUAUGUGUUAGACUCAACUGGUGUCUUAUGUUAUUAUCAAGUGUUAUGUUAAAGUUCUGCACUUGGACCUGGUUUAA